Messenger RNA from Puntigrus tetrazona (Sumatra barb), 2299 nucleotides. It is a transcript of the gene calcoco1b, whose product is annotated as calcium binding and coiled-coil domain 1b. The transcript is spliced from 14 exons. The record is from RefSeq and is a predicted model, not a curated record. Lineage: Eukaryota; Metazoa; Chordata; Actinopteri; Cypriniformes; Cyprinidae. The coding region runs from base 185 to 1831 and encodes 548 amino acids.
CCAGAGUGCAACAGAGGUGGGCGGUUCACUGACAUGUGCAUUUGUUAUUGUUUAUUACGCUCAUGCACUCAUCAAGAUCAUAGACACACAUAGAAGGACAUGGAAGACUUCAGGUGAUCUGAUUCUUCAAUAAACCUAUUUUUUUAUUAAGUGCAGUCAUAUGAUCUGAUUUAUAGCCAUUGCUAUGGAGGAAAAGAGAACUGUGACUUUCCGAGAUAUCGCCAAGAGCUAUUUCUCACAGACGAGGGUAGACUGCCGCUACACUAUCAGCAGUCAUCACAGCUGGAGCAGUCAUGACUGGAUAGGGCUUUUUAAGGUGGGAUGGCUGACAGUGAACGAUUACUACACUUUUGCCUGGGCUCUAGCACCAGAAGGGUACCAAACAGGAACAGAUGCAAACUGCAGUGUGGCCUUCCACUCAUCUUAUCUACCAAAACCUGGCGGGGAAGCAUAUCAGUUUGCUUAUGUGGAUGAAUGUGGCGAGAUAUGUGCCAUCAGUUCUCAGUUUACUUUUUGUGCUCCAAGACCUCUGGAUGAACUUGUUACGCUAGAGCAGGAGAAAAAUGGUGAAGAAGAGGAGGAUGGAGACGACCUGCUGGUGGUGGUGCCAAAGGCUCUGAUACUGCAGAAUCUCUUAGAAGGAUGUCAGCUUGAGUUACGUGAGCUGCGUAAGAGGUUUGAGGCUGCGGAUGCUGAGGUCGAGAGAGAAAGGGAGAGAUGGAAAGCUGAAAAAGAUGAGCUUGAACGAGUAAAAAAUGAGAUGAAGAGUCAGACCGAUGAGCUAAAAAACAACCUGAGGCAAAGCGCUGAAAAAAUUGAGGAACUCGAACAAAAACAAAAGGACGUGCAAAGCAUGACUACUGAACUUAGCGGGCUGCUAGCAGAUAGAGAUGAAAACCAACAGCAAAUCAAAGAGCUCCAACGGGAUGCUGCCACUCUGACUCAACAAAAGCAGGACAUAGAGGCCGAGCUUGACAGAAUGAAAGAAAGAGUUAAAAAGAUGACCAUACAAAGGCGAGAUGAGGAAAAAGAGAGGAGAGAUUUACAGGUAGAGAACGAGCAGACUCAUGCUGAGCUGCGGACCCUGCAGGAGCGUCUGGAGGCCAGCGAGCGCAGCACUGAGGCCCUCCGCAGGGACCUGAGUGACCUGGGCUCCUUACAGAGUCACAGCCAUGCAGAACUGCAUCAGGUCAGACUUCAGUCUGCACAGAUGAGUUUACAGCUGUCCCAGGCCAACCUGGCACUGCGUGAGGGGCAAGCCACCUGGGCCCAGGAGAGGGAGACUUUAAGACAAAGUGCAGAGUUGGAUAAGGAUCGUAUUCAGAAACUGAGCCGUGAGCUUCAGAAGAAGGAAGAGUGGCUUCAGGAGGAGAGAACUGAGCGAGAAAAACUGGAAGUGGAGCUGGGCAACGAGAAGGACUGUAACCGGGAACUGAGAGCUAGUCUGAGAGUCCUGCAGAAGGAACAAGAGCAGCAUCAGCUGGAGAAACAGGAGCUCUUAGAUCAUAUCCAUGUGCUGGAGCUGAGACUAGACACAGAGACAGAUGCGAAGUGGGCCGAGGCUGCAGCUAGCAUUGAUAGCCCUCCAUCGGUUGAAGAAAAGCCACUGCAAGAAACUUUAUCUGAGCAGUCUUUAUGCGUGGUAGAUCGUGAACAGUCCAGCUUUCAUGGGUCAGAAGAACAAAGCCAAAAGGAUAAUGAGAUCGAUAUGAGGCAAGAGGACCUUGAAGUGGAGCCUUAUUCCAGUGUCACUGCUGACAAAUCUUUAUUGCUUUCUGAGAACAACAACAGUGUAUUCAGCAGUGGUCUUGCUGAUGCCCCCGUGUGGUGAACCAUACGAAUGAACCUGUGUGGAGCUUGUUUACAUCAGAGCAUGGUCCUGUGCUCCUGAUCAGUGUGAAAUAUCAUUUGUUCCAGUAGUGUGCCAGUAUGAGUUUCCCUUAAGAGUAGGUGAAGUUUAGGUAUGUUUUCUAGAUAUUCCAUUUAUAGCGCGCAUUAAUAUAUAAACGAAUAAAGGCAGUGGAUUGGGUUGUACUUAACUUCAAGGGGUCAUAGUUACAGUGUAAUUAUACAUUUAAGUACUGAGUGAUAUUGAUUAACUACAUGAAUUUACGUGGUUAGGGUUUGGCUUAAGGUUACUUGCAUGUAAUUAUGCAUCAUUUAAUGUGUAUUAAUCAUGUAAUGUGUAACAAGGACGUCUUAAAAUAUCGUGUUGCCUUGGAUUGAGAUAUUUUAGAUAAAUGAGCAAAGGAGCUGCCUAUUAGAUAAUUUUAUUAUGAAAUUAAAUAACAUUAAAGAA